Acanthochromis polyacanthus (spiny chromis) is the source of this 2629-nucleotide messenger RNA. RefSeq names its product polyhomeotic homolog 2a (Drosophila) (gene phc2a). The transcript is spliced from 7 exons. The coding region runs from base 356 to 1201 and encodes 281 amino acids. Gene Ontology annotation, cellular component: nucleus; PRC1 complex. The record is from RefSeq and is a predicted model, not a curated record. Gene Ontology annotation, molecular function: zinc ion binding; protein binding. Lineage: Eukaryota; Metazoa; Chordata; Actinopteri; Pomacentridae.
CCCUGAGGAUUUCUCCGACUUGAUAACAAACACAAAACACGCACUGUCGUUGAUGGCAGUGUCUGCAGCGUGAAGAAUAGUGAAACAUUGUGAGGAUAUGAAUCCGUGGCUGACUUUGCGUGUGUUCGUGUAGCGGUCCGGCUUCAGCUGCUAGCAUAUUUCUCUUCGUUACAAGUGGCGGACUGGCUGCUCGCCGUUUUGGCGGAGGGAGUGUAAGUAAAUGAAAGCGUUGUUUGGAGCCGUUGAACAAAGAGCUUCUCUUCCCUCUACCAUUGUUACCAAGCGGAGCGCCUGUUUUUAACCGAUUCAAAGGCGGUUCGGACUGUAAAAGUGAGGGGCGGCCUGUGCUCCAGUCAUGACCUCCGGGAAUGGGAACACUAACAGCAGCCAGCCCAAUGGAGAGAGCAAACCAGCCCAGGCCCUAGUCAAGUCCCACAUCCUCACCCAUCUGAUCGAAGGCUUUGUUAUCCAGGAGGGUGCUGAGCCUUUCCCUGUGGAGCGUCCAUCUUUCUCAAUAGAGAGCCUAAGAAGAAACACAGCAGAUUCAAAGAUGGACAACAUCUCACCAAAGGAGAUGAAGUCACAGCAGGAGCCCAUGCUGACCUGUGAGCUGUGUGGCAGGGUUGAUUUUGCCUACAUCUUCAAAAGGUCCAAGAGGUUCUGUUCAACAGUGUGUGCUAAACGCUACAAUGUGGGAUGCACAAAGAGAAUGGGUCUUUUCCCAAACCGCAAAACCACCCUGGAGAACAUGAAGAAGCAAAGAGCACUGAACGGAAACCACAAAAACGGCAGUUUAGAGUCUAAAAAGAAGAAGCCUGCUACAGCUGCUCUGUCCACUGGUCACUCAGUCCACCCUGCACAGGGAGAGUCCAGUCAGUGUUCAACCUUGUCUGGCUACAAAAGACCCCUGACUCCCCUCUCACCUGCCCAGCGGGUGCCUACGACACAAGGCUCUGAGCAUCCCCUGCUGCCCCCCAGUUUCCUGCCCGGUGACCCUGCCCAGUGGAACAUAGAAGAUGUCUAUGAGUUCAUCUCCUCUCUACCAGGUUGUCUGGAGAUUGCUGAGGAGUUCCGUUCUCAGGAGAUCGAUGGACAGGCGCUGCUGCUGCUGAAGGAAGACCAUCUUAUGGGAGCCAUGAACAUCAAACUGGGUCCCGCGCUCAAGAUCUUUGCUCAGAUCAGCAUGCUCAAAGACUCAUAGACAUUCACACACUUCCCUACGAGGCAGCUCUACUCUUAAAGGACAAACACGAUGUACUCAACAUCACACACUGAAAAACACUGAGCUGAGUUCAGCUUCCAGGCCAGAAUGAUUUGAUGGACAUUUGGUCUUUGUCUGCUUACAUCGAGGACCUCAGCUGUUCAACUUGUUUUUUUACACUGUUACCUUCACUGUGCCACUACUUCAGGAAAACUUUUACCCAGGGUCAGGAAGUAAUGCUGCGUUAGGUAGGUUGUGUUGGGAAAAGGGUUGGAUUAAGAAUACAUUCAGUUUUUAUAGUUUGUUACUGUACCUUUAUGACUUAAGGUCUUAAGUUGAUUUGUUUUUAUAUUUCUGACUGGAGGAUGACCGUGAAGAUUGUGCAUCUGUGCUUGUUGUCACAGCCCAACAUUCUGGUAAACAUACUUGCUCAUACCUGCUUAGAAGAGCAGCAUCAUCUCUGCGUCCUGUACAGAGUUAGCCCUGAUCCAGAACCUUUGUACUGCCUAUCACUGUCCUGCAUUGCGCUCUCCUCACACUUUCGGCUUUUCCAUCAGUGAGCAGGUCAAAAUUUGUCACAGAGGGAAUAUUGGAAAAUAUAAAAUCCAAAAAUGGAAAAAUCCUGUCUUUCAUCAAAGUCAGCACAAACUAUGUGAAAUAUGAAACAAAGAAAACAGAAAUAAUAGAGGGAAGAUAAACUCCAGGAAAAGGACUAUCAUUUCAUUUUCAGUAUUACUGCAAUAAAGUGGCAGCACAGAGCUCACUGCUCUCCAGUUGAAGGGGGAAAAGUAGAUUUGUGUUAUUUCUGAUUUGCAGGUUUGUUGGGACAAUUAGUGUUUUUAUUCAUUGUGAAAAUUAAUUCUUGACCAGAGACAUAGUAGCUCACAAAAUAGUCUUCCACUUCAUAGGUUUUUAUAGAGCUUUUUUUGUUACAUGAUCUGGCAAUGCAGGCCGAUGAUAUUUUCUGUGAGGAGCCUCGAUGUCCAGAAUGUGUCUGUUAGCCUCAGGGCCGAGGUAUAAUUCAGCUGUUACAUGCUGUCAGAAAUAAGAAGUGUCUUCUGAGCAGCUACACUGGGAGUAGAACAAGAGGAAAAAGUCUGCCAUCACAGAACUGGACUGGGAUGCAAUAGUUUUAAAUAGGAAUGUUACAGGUAAUAAUUUCAGACACUUUCUGAAAGAAUGGCAGUUCUGAAAAUACUCUCUCCUUUAGUCUAUCAUCAGCUGGGAAGAAUUCUAUAGAAUCCUCCAAGGCCGUCUAAUGACAGACGUUGUAGUUUGCAGUAGGAGUUAUUUAUUGACCAACAACCUGCUCCUUCACAGUGUGCAAACUGUAUAGUUUCAAGUUGUUUGAAGGUGGACUUUCUCUUGUAGACCAUCUACAUCUCUGUUUUGUGCUAAACCUGAUUAAAGAUAUGACCAGUUGCUUAA